Caenorhabditis briggsae is the source of this 303-nucleotide messenger RNA. The coding region runs from base 1 to 303 and encodes 100 amino acids. The record is from RefSeq and is a predicted model, not a curated record. Lineage: Eukaryota; Metazoa; Nematoda; Chromadorea; Rhabditida; Rhabditidae. The transcript has 2 exons.
AUGAAGAAAUUCGUCGUUUUCUUUGCUGCUCUGUUGGUUGUAAUCAGCUCGUUUGGAGUUCAGGGACAACCGAAUUAUGAGCCGCAACAUUAUCCUAACGUACCCAUCGGAGACAAUAGUGGGAUGAACGUCCAAGAAGGCGAAAAAAUCUCUCAUUUGGCUUCUAGAUUCUUUUUCAAUCCCAAAAAUGGAAACGCAGGGAGUCAUGGAAAUGGAGGCCAAGGAACUGGACUAGGUCUAAGAAGCGGAAGAGGUGGAAGCAAAGGAAAGAAAGUCACCAAAAAGCCCAAGUUGACUGAAUAA